GGUUUUUUAUUAGAUUCACAUGUUCUGAAAAUGUGUUUUAUAUAUUUUUUGGCAGGCCGCAAUAAUGAUUAUUUCACAAUAGUAAUGCACCAUUCUGGAAAAAUUAUGGAUUUAGGUAAGAUCUGUUAUGUGGGUGGGAAAGUUAGUUAUUUUGACUACUGUUGUUAUGAUGAAAUGUCAAUGACUGAAAUAACUGAAAUGGCAAGGGAAUUAAAAUUGGAAGAUUGGGAAGAUUUCUAUCACAGUAGAAGUGCAAUACAAGAUUGUAGCGUUCUUUAUUUGAUGGAGAAUGAUAAUGAUGCUUUGGAAUUAGUGAACUAUCUUGACAAAGACAGAGCCACUACAAUUUAUGUGAAGCACCUACAAGUAAUAGAAGAUGAAACUGAAAAAAGUCAACCUGAUUCCUUUGAUUUAGAUAAUCUGCCAUAUGUAGAUGAAACAGUAGGGUAUGUGGGUGAUGUUGAUGAAGUUGAUGAGUUUAAUGAUGUGUCUGAGUGUGAUGUGCCUGAAUUUGAGGUUCUUGGUAGUAAUAUGUAUGUGAAUCAUAUGACUGACAGUUUUGGUGAUAAUGAUGGUUUGUUUGAUGAUAAUGAAAGUGGUGGCAGUGAUGUUCAGUCAGUUGGAGAUGAUUCAGAGCACUCUGACUUUUUGGUUGAUAGUGAUUUUUUUGCAUCUGAUGAUGAUUUUCAAUAUGAUAACAAUGUUGAUCAUGGGGUAGAGUGGGGUGGACUUAGGUCAGAUGAAGAGGUUGAAGAACCUAGAAGGUCUAUGAGAUUAAACAAGGGGAAAGAGAAAGUGGCAGAAGAUCAGAUUGAUGAAACUGCCAAGAAAGAUCAGUGGAAACACCACAACUUUCCAGUUUUUAAUCCAAAGAUAGACAUGGUUGAUCCUAACUUUCAGCUUGGUGUUUGCUUCAAUGAUGCACAGAGUUUUAGAGAUGCCAUAAGACAGCACUCCAUAGUUAAUGGUAGGGAUAUAAAGCUGAGGCUUAAUUAA
Molecule: messenger RNA, 996 nt
Organism: Erythranthe guttata (spotted monkey flower)
Lineage: Eukaryota; Viridiplantae; Streptophyta; Magnoliopsida; Lamiales; Phrymaceae
Source: RefSeq, a predicted model, not a curated record